AUUAUCAUUUAUCAGCGUAUCAUACCUUGCACCGUGGCCCGGUACAACAAAACAAUUUACAUUCUUACGAAUCAUUUCAACUAGUAAUUUCAGUGCUGUCUUUUACGCCUACUAUCAAUUUAUUGGCUCUUAAAGUUCAUAAGAAUAAAUAUUUAAGUUGUCUUUCAUCCCUAAAAAAAUACACACUAUGUCUUUUGACCAAGCCGUGGAACAAGUUAAAAACUUAAAGGAAACACCAAGUGAUAAUGAUUUAUUGGAGCUAUAUGGUUAUUAUAAGCAGGCUACUAUGGGUGAUUGUAACACUGCCAAGCCAGGAUUUUUAGAUUUUAAAGGAAAAGCAAAAUGGGAAUCAUGGAAUGGUAAAAAAGGUAUUGAUACUGAUAAAGCUAAAACUCAGUAUGUUGAGUUGGUUAACAAGUUGGUUGAAAGAAUUGGCCUCAAAGACUAAUUGAUUAAAUUUAAAUUUAAUAUUUUAUGAAUAUUUAAUUGAAUUACAUAUGACUAUAUAUGUAAUAAUGUUAAUAUUUUUAAGUUGCCUUUUUUAUUUAAACAUUUUGGUUUAAUUAAAUAUUUAUUUAAAAUCUUUUAAAUUGUUUUACAUAAUAUUAUUAUAAUUGUACAUCACAUUAGUGGUAUUAAUCCAAUAUUUUUAUUCAAACAUAGUAAAAACUAUAAAUUUAUAUUCUAUUACUUUGUCAUUAGAAAUAAUUAUUAUUGAUUGUUUGAUAAAAAUGUUCGCUAUUAUAUUGAAUGGGUUGAAUAAAUUUACUUUUUUUUCCUCUCAAUUCAACUAUUAUUUAGUUAUAACACAUUUAUUACUGCAUCACCCUGUAACUGUAAAACAACUAAUUGUUCAUGCAAUUUAAAAUUUUUAAUUUAAUUUCUUUUUAAAUUUCAUUAAAAAAUACUUUUUAAUGAAGAUAAAUAAUAAAAUAUGUAGAGAAAAGAGUUACCUAUGUGGUACUGAAGUGACAGUCUUCAUAUUCAGUUUUAUAAAAAUGUUUGAUUUCAUAAAAUACAUUAUAUUUUUUGAUAAGAAUUAAUUUUGGUUGUAGUUAUGUUAUUUUUAAGUUUUAGUAAUAUUCUGUGCUUGAAAUAAAAUUUAUUAUAUAAGAUUUCUUAACUUUAGAGAUAUUUAUUUAGUUAUUCUAUUUCUUAUGAAAAGUUCAUUUCAUCUAUAAUAUCUCAUUUUACUAAAUUUUUAUAUCUUUAUUCUAUAUAUUUUUAAAAGAACUAGAAAAGCUCAAAACUAUAAUUUAUUUUUAACUCAUUUAUGUUUAACUCACUAUAAGACUUAAAAUUGUCUUAAAAUUUGAUUGUCUUACAUAAACAAAUUAUUUAUUUUUAUAUUAAUUUACUAAUGUGGAUCAAAUAAAUAUAAUUUAUUUUAAUGGUUGAUAAAAAUAAGAGAUUUAGUAAAUUUUUAAUUACUAUACAUGAAAUACUGACAAAUUGCUGACAAAAUUAGCUGAACAUUGUAAAAUGUUUAAUAAAAGUUUAAUUUUUAUCCUAUAUUUAGUAAAAUAAGUAUGUAUGUCAAGUGUGCCAAUAAAAAAAAUGUCUUCCGACAUCCUAUCUAUGUACAAAAAUUCUAUUUUUGUAAUAAAAUUUUUGAUUUCAUAUUUUA
Messenger RNA from Daktulosphaira vitifoliae (grape phylloxera), 1627 nucleotides. Its product is annotated as putative acyl-CoA-binding protein. The record is from RefSeq and is a predicted model, not a curated record. Gene Ontology annotation, molecular function: fatty-acyl-CoA binding. NCBI's taxonomy places the organism in Eukaryota, Metazoa, Arthropoda, Insecta, Hemiptera, Phylloxeridae. Gene Ontology annotation, biological process: fatty acid metabolic process. The coding region runs from base 188 to 448 and encodes 86 amino acids. The transcript is spliced from 3 exons.